Molecule: messenger RNA, 3696 nt
Organism: Metschnikowia bicuspidata var. bicuspidata NRRL YB-4993
Lineage: Eukaryota; Fungi; Ascomycota; Pichiomycetes; Serinales; Metschnikowiaceae
Gene: HST6
Product: ATP-binding cassette alpha-factor transporter
Exons: 1
Coding region: 1-3696 (1231 amino acids)
Biological process (GO): transmembrane transport
Cellular component (GO): membrane
Molecular function (GO): ATP hydrolysis activity; ABC-type oligopeptide transporter activity; ATP binding
Source: RefSeq, a predicted model, not a curated record
AUGAAAAAACCUCGUUUCUCCGGGAUCUUCCGCUUUGCCAGCCGAGCGGAUAUCCCGCUUCUUUCGGUGGGGUCGAUUUUGAUCACAUUGUCAGCGGUUGCUUCGCCCAUGCAGACCCUUAUUUACGGCAAGGUCUUCGACCGGCUCGCUCGGUAUAUGACAGGCGGGUUUGAAUCUGUCGAGGCAUUCUUGGCUGAGUUGCGAGUACUCAUUGGAGCUAUGAUGGCGGUUGCUGGCGGUCGCCUUUUAUUUGCAUGGCUCGGAAUCACAGUGUGGUUGAUCGUGGGGGAGAACACACAGAUGAACGCCAGAAAGUCUCUCUUUGAGUCGCUUUUGCACAAGGAUAUCGAGUGGCUUGGCACUAAGGAAAACCUUAUUGGGUCUCUCACAGUGUUCUUUCGCUGUAUCGAGGAAAUCCGCAGCGGAAUUUCCGAGAACUUGGGGCUUUUCGUACAGACGGUGGCUUCGGUAUGCUGUCUCUUUGUGAUCGCCAUGAUCUCCCUGUGGUCAUUGACACUCGUGAUUUGCUGCCUGAUUCCGCUCUCAGCGCUUUCCAGCUGGGUUUUCGGAAACCUCACGUCCAAAUACGCCACGCAGGAAAACCUCCUCAAUGCCCGAGCCCUGAAGAUCUUGGACUGGUGUUUUAUGUCCGGCGCCACCGUGCGUGUUCUCAACGGCAAGUUUGCUGACCUAGUAGAAUUCAGCAGGGUUGUGGACGCGUCUGCGGUGGCGUUCACACACAUGGCGUUUGCCAUCAGCGCAAAUACUGCGGCGCUCAAAUUGAUGAGCAAUUUGGUGGUGAUUGGCGGGCUUGCUUUCGGACAGCAUUUGGUAAGCACCGGCCAGCUAGGACUCGGGAACGUGAUCACGGCGUUCAGUGCCUGCGUGCUUUUUGGCACCGAGAUCUCGUCAGUGGGCGACAUUGUGGCGCUUCUCAACAAGGCCCAGGCCAGUUCGAACACCAUCGAUACUUUAGACUUCGGCGAUCCGCUGGACGUGCCCCCGCCAUUGCAUCUGGCGGCCAGCGAGGUUUCCUGUUUCAGCCAGAAGACGCCCUGUGCAGAUCUACAAUUGCACAGCCUCGGUUUCCGUUACCGCAACACUGAUGUGGAUGUGCUUGCAGACGUAAGCAUGGAAUUCCACUCGACCCAGUUGAACUUUCUCGUGGGCGAGUCCGGGUCGGGCAAGUCGACCGUGGCGCUGCUUCUUGCCGGGUUCUUGGAGAAGACCCAGGGCGACAUUCUGGUGGAUGGCGUGAGUUACGAUUGCUUGGACCAAGCCUGGUUCACAGAAAACGUGUGUUUUGUCGAACUGCACCCGUUGGUGUUCGAACGGCUGCUCGCCGAGAACUUGCUCUUGGGCACGGAGCUCGACCCCAGGGCCCCAGGCACCAAGACGCUUCUAGAGGAAGCAUGUGAGUUUGCCGACUUGCUGGGCUUUCUCGCGCUGCUCCCGCUCAAAAUGAACCUGGUCUUGCUCUCCAGCAAGCUCUCGGGCGGACAGAUCCAGAAGAUCGGGUUGGCCCGAGCGUGGCUUGCCAACCGGCCCGUGGUGGUUUUGGACGAGGCCUUAGGCUCCAUCAAUUCCAAGGCCAAGCUGGCGAUCAUGGACCGCAUCCGGGCCUGGCGCCGCGGCUCGCUCACCAUCAUCGUCACGCACGAUCUCACGGACUUGCAGCGCCACGACGCGGUGUGGGUGUUGGAGAAGGGCCGUGUCAAGUCAAGCGGCCGGGCGGCAGACAUGCGGGACGUGCUCCCGAAACUCGAGAUGAUGCCCAAAACAAGGUCAGACUCGAAGAGCGACGAUGACGACACUGGGACCGUUCUGGACGCCCCGCCGUCUUACCACUACAUGAGCAAUCCUGCGGUUCUCCGCGACCUCGAGCUGGCGCUGGACGCCGGCCCCGUCUCUGUCCAGCGCACCGAGGCCAUGGGACUCUUUGCCAUCGUGCGGUUCUGCUACAGAACCACUGAAAACAAGUUUCUCAUCACGUUCGGACUCGUGUGCGCCCUCCUAGGCGGCGUGGCCACGCCGGGCCUCUCAUACUGCUUUGCCGAGGUGCUCUCGAUCAUCGUCCAGAAUGCCGUGGUGCAAACGUCCGGCCCCGGGGCGGUGGUCACGUGGGCGUUGAUCAUCGUGGGCGUGUCGGUGGCGGAUCUGGCCGUGACGUUCGGCUCGCACAUGCUGCUCCAGUAUGCGCUGGAAAAAUGGAUCCUCAAGCUCCGCAAGCGGUGUCUUGCGCGCAUCAACGACCAGGACAUGGCGUUCUUCGGCACGGCCAGCGCCAGCUACUUGAACACGCUCCUCAUGAACGACACGCGCGACUUGCGCAACCUCGUGUCGCAGUUCUUGCUGGGCCUCUUGUUGGUGGUGUCGCUCACGGGGCUAGGCCUCGUGUGGGCCGUGGCCAUCGGCUGGAAAUUGGCGCUCGUGGGCGUGGCCUUCGUGCCCCUCGUGUUCCUUGUCACCAUGACCUACAGCUUCUUGCUCCAGAAGUACGAGACCGCGUACAAGGACCACGUGGCCGACGCGGAGAAGUUCUCGCAUGAGGUCGUGGCCGCCAUGCGGACCGUGCGGCUGUUUGGCCUUGCGGCGCAGCUCGCUGACGAGCACCAGGCCAAGUUGCAGAGGUUGUAUGCGGCCGGGUGCCGGCGGGCGGUGUCGGGAGGCUUUGGCAUCGCGCUUUCCGAGCUCUGCUCGACGUCUGCCACGGCCACCGUGCUCUACUAUGGCAUGUACUUGGUGGUGCGCCAGGAGUACACGCAGACGCAGAUGAUUCAGGUGUUGACCAUGCUCACGUUCACGGUGGGCAGCGCCGCGUACCUCAUGAAGCUGCUUCCGGAAAUCACUCGAGGCCAGCGGGCAGGCACGUUGAUCACGCGGCUCUUGGCACUUGGCGAGCUGCCCGUGGAAUGCGGCGGGGCCGAGAAACGUGCCGCGAAAUCGGCGCCCGUGGUGGCCUUUGACAACGUGUGUUUCGCGUACUCCGAUGCCCUGAGCCACACGUACAAGGCCGUGCUUCAAAACACCACUUUUCUGGUGCUCGAAGGCGAGGCCGUGGUGGUGGCAGGCGAGUGUGGCUCGGGCAAAUCCACCAUUGCCCUGAUGAUGCUGCGGCUCUAUGCUCAAGACCGGGGAACCAUAUAUUACCACGGCAAGGACAUCCGCACGUACGACCCGGAAUGGUACCGCAGCCACGUGGCGCUCGUGAGCCAGGCGCCUGCGUUUUUCGAGGCCUCCAUUCUCGAGAAUCUCCUCUACGGCUUAUCCGGGUCUGCCCGGGCUUCGGCCACAGCCGUGCUCGAGGAUUGCUUGCGCGCCGCCAACGCGUCCGAAUUCAUCGAGAACCUUCCUGACGGGCUCGCCACGAUUUUGGGCCACGAAACGCUGUUUUCGCUGGGCCAGUUGCAGCGGCUCUCCAUCGCACGGGUUUUGCUCCGUAAACCCAAGGUGAUUGUUUUCGACGAGCCCACGUCGCGGCUUGAUGCGGAAAAUUGCGCCUGGGUGUCGUCGUUGAUCUUCUCCGACCUCCAUAAAUUCAACCCGCAACUCACCACAAUUGUCAUCAGCCACGACCCUAAAGUCAUGGCCCAGGCCUCACGGGUCUUGAUGGUGCAAAACGGCCAUAUUGCCGAGGACGGGGGUUUUCAUGAGCUUCUAGCGAGAGGCGGUGUCUUCGCACAGUUCAUGAAGUGA